Chenopodium quinoa (quinoa) is the source of this 4106-nucleotide messenger RNA. RefSeq lists its product as uncharacterized. Gene Ontology annotation, molecular function: hydrolase activity. Lineage: Eukaryota; Viridiplantae; Streptophyta; Magnoliopsida; Caryophyllales; Amaranthaceae. The record is from RefSeq and is a predicted model, not a curated record. The transcript has 17 exons. The coding region runs from base 807 to 3863 and encodes 1018 amino acids.
CUAAAAUAUGUUGUAGAUCAUAAUUCAAGCCUUCAAAAAUGCUGACUAGUUACAUUUAAAAAAAUAAAUAAAUUAGAAGAUAUCAUUCAAAAAUAAAAAUAAAAUUAUAAAAUUCAACUAUUGCUAGUUUAGAAAUUGUCCAGAAAUUAAAAAAAAAAAGUAUUAUAAAGGAAAUCAACUUAGGCAAGAAAUCCAAUAUUCCAAUUCAUAAAAUACUGUGUGUAAAAUAUGCUAUAAUAUGCUAAAAUAUGUAAAAUAUGCUAAAAUUUACCCAAAAAUCUCACAUGCAAAUCUAACUAAACUACUUCUUCCUUUGUCCUCCUUCCUUCUUCUACUCUCUUUUCACAUGGAAAAAAAAAGCAUUUUUGAUUUGGGAUUUUGAGUAAAAACAGAAUAUGCUCUUUUCUUGUUUUUUGCAGACAUUCUCAAAUACCAAGUUGGUUUCUUUUCUUUGAUUUAUUCAAAAACAUUUUAAAAAAAAUCAAGAACACCCACCGCCAUUUUUUUUUCUUUUCUGUUUUAUAUACUUUUUCUUCAUCCAAUUCCAAGUGUUUCUCUCUGCAUUUAGGUCAUCAGAGAGUGUUUGUUACACAACAAAGAAGCUGAAUCUAUUGCUUUAGAGGUUUUUCACUUGUGCGCUACGUUCCCCUCCCUCCUCCAUUGAAGCGUACUCCGAAUUCGCCAUUGAAGCGGCCUGUGAGCUUUCUCUUUACCACUGAAGCAGCUUCUAAGGUCAUUUGAGAAAGUUGGUUUCACGAGAAAGAAGCUGAAGCUAUUGUACAAACAAGUGCUGGUUUCUAUUGCAGAUGGGCUCUAACAGGUCGGCUGCUGGAUUACUGGAUACAAUUAGAAUGGAAAACUUCAGGACUAUACUGCCUCAUAGUUAUCCUUAUCCACAUGAACAUUCCCGUCAUGCCAUCAUUGCAGUUGUCCUGGGAUGCCUUUUUUUCAUAUCAUUUGACAAUAUGAAUACUUUCAUACAAGGGUUUGAUAACAACAUUAAGUGGUGGUCUAUGUAUCUUUGUUUGUUUGGAUUUUUCUAUUUUUUCUCAUCACCGUUUAUUGGGAAGACAAUUAAACCAAGUUAUUCAAAUUUUAGUAAAUGGUAUAUUGCCUGGAUUUUUGUGGCAGCUGUAUAUCAUCUCCCAAGUUUUCAAUCAAUGGGAGUUGAUUUGAGGAUGAACCUUUCUUUAUUCAUCACAAUAUAUAUAUCCUCAAUUUUGUUUCUUCUUGUUUUCCAUCUUAUUUUCUGUGUGCUUUGGUACCUUGGUCUUGUUGCCCGUGUGGCUGGAAAGAGGCCGGAGUUCUGGACCAUCCUUCAAAAUUGUGCUGUAAUUAGUGUUGCUUGCUGUGUAUUCUAUAGUCACUGUGGAAAUCAAGCUAUCGUGAAAGAGAGAAAGAACUUCAGCUGGUUUCCCUUUUGGAAGAAGGAGGAAAGGAAUACGUGGCUUGCAAAGUUUUUGCAAAUGAAUGAAUUCAAAGACCAAGUGUGCUCUUCUUGGUUUGCUCCUGUAGGCUCUGCAAGUGACUAUCCUUUAUUGUCAAAGUGGGUGAUUUAUGGUGAGCUAGCCUGCAGUGGCACAUGCGCAGAGUCACCUGAUGAAAUUUCCCCUAUAUAUUCCUUAUGGGCAACAUUUAUAGGUCUAUACAUAGCUAAUUAUGUAGUUGAAAGGUCAACAGGAUGGGCUCUUACUCACCCUUUGUCAUUGAAAGAAUACGAGAAAUUGAAGAAGAAGCAGAUGAAGCCUGAGUUCCUGGAUAUGGUUCCUUGGUAUUCUGGGACAUCAGCUGAUUUAUUUAAAACUGUAUUUGACCUUCUGGUUUCUGUAACGGUGUUUCUUGGGCGAUUUGACAUGCGUAUGAUGCAGGCUGCAAUGAACACUGCUCAAGAGACAGAGCAAGGGGAUCCUUUUUAUGAUCAUUUCAAAGAAAAGGAUGACUUUUGGUUCGAUUUCAUGGCAGAUACUGGUGAUGGGGGGAACUCUUCAUAUUCUGUUGCACGAUUACUUGCUCAACCUAAUUUAUAUCUGAAAGAUGGCGACUCUGUACGACCUCUUCCACGUGGAAAUCUACUCCUCAUUGGAGGAGAUCUCGCGUACCCCAACCCAUCUGAAUUCACAUAUGAGAGCCGCUUCUUUCGCCCCUUUGAAUACGCGCUCCAGCCUCCUUCCUGGUAUAAAGCAGAGCAUAUAGCUGUAAAGAAGCCAGAACUACCCAGUGGUGUGUCUGAUUUGAAACAUUACGAUGGACCUCAAUGUUUCAUUAUCCCUGGAAAUCAUGAUUGGUUUGAUGGCCUCAACACCUUUAUGAGAUACAUAUGCCAUAAGAGUUGGUUUGGUGGUUGGCUUAUGCCUCAGAAGAAGAGUUACUUUGCUUUGCAGCUUCCUAAAGGAUGGUGGGUAUUUGGUCUUGAUUUAGCACUCCAUGGUGAUAUUGAUGUUUAUCAGUUUAAGUUCUUUUCAGAACUAAUAAAGGAAAAGGUCGAAGAAAAUGAUAAUGUAAUUAUCAUGACACAUGAACCAAAUUGGCUUCUGGAUUGGUAUUGGAAUCAUUCUUCUGGAAAGAAUGUGGCACACCUAAUCCGUGACCAUCUAAAAGGAAGGUGCAAGCUCCGUAUGGCUGGUGAUUUGCAUCAUUAUAUGCGUCAUUCCUAUGUCCCAUCUGAUAAACCAGUUUAUGUGCAUCACCUCCUAGUAAAUGGCUGUGGUGGGGCUUUUUUGCAUCCCACCCACACCUUCAGUAAUUUUAGAAAAUUUUAUGGUACCCUGUAUGAAAUGAAAGCUGCAUAUCCUUCAUAUGAAGAUUCAAGCAAGAUAGCUUUAGGAAAUAUAUUGAAGUUCAGAAAGAAGAAUUGGCAAUUUGACUUCAUUGGUGGAAUCAUCUAUUUUGUUCUAGCCUUUUCUAUGUUCCCACAGUGUCAGCUUAAUCAUAUCUUGCGAGAAGAUUCCUAUUCUGGUCAUCUGAGAAGUUUCUUUUCCACUGUGCUGGAUUUAUUAUCGUAUGUGCUGGAACACUCGUACGUGUCUUUCAUAGGGACUAUGCUGCUGUUAAUAACAGCAAUAUCUUUUGUCCCAACUAAAUUCUCACGUAAGAGGCGGGUAGUCAUAGGAAUCCUCCAUGUAUCAGCACAUGUGUUUUCUGCUCUGAUUUUAAUGUUGCUGCUGGAGCUGGGUGUUGAGAUGUGUAUUCGGCAUCAGCUGCUGGCAACCUCUGGCUAUCACACUUUAUACGAGUGGUAUAGACAAAUGGAGAGAGAGCACUUUCCUGACCCAACUGGCCUUCGAGCACGUAUUGAACAGUGGACUUUUGGGCUUUAUCCUGCAUGCAUCAAGUAUUUAAUGUUUGCCUUUGAUGUCCCUGAGGUCAUGGCUGUCACAAGGAGCAACAUCUGCAAGAUUGGGAUGCAGUCACUGUCUAGAGGCUAUGCUGUAAUAUAUUAUGCCUCUGUUUUCCUCUAUUACUGGGUAUUCUCAACCCCAAUUGUGUCUUUGGUAUUUGGAAGUUACUUGUAUGUUUGCAUCAAUUGGCUUCACAUCCAUUUUGAUGAAGCCUUCUCCUCCUUGCGUAUUGCAAACUACAAGUCAUUCACUCGCUUCCACAUCGACCGUAAUGGUGACUUGGAAGUCUUUACCCUAGCUGUUGAUAAGGUUCCAAAGACAUGGAAGCUGGAUCCGAAAUGGGAUGGGGAGCCAAAACAACCCCAGCAGCUAAACCACUAUAGAAAGCAUCCCAGCAAAUGGACUGCCACUAUUAAACACCAGGAUCCAUUAUCCACGGUUAGGAUUGUAGACCAAUUUGUUAUCCGCAAGACUGAAAACAGUGACAUGCUCAGUAAUGGACCAGUACAGAUCCAAGACCUGUAGGACAAAUAGUAACAUAUGUAGAUUUUAUGCUUAGAUAGUUGCUUAGCAGGUUAGCAUAAUUUCCAGGUAAAUAGUUAGGAGGUGGGGGAGGGUGUCAGAAAUAGAUGAUUCUCCCCCCUCCCCCCACCCUUUUUGUAUAUAUAUGUUUUCUGGUUAAUUUGAAAGCUCGAAAAUAUCAACUACUGUAUUUACACGAUUAUCAGAUGUAGUUUUGCUAGAAAUGAAAUCAUUGUCUUGUUUGAA